This is a messenger RNA of Portunus trituberculatus (swimming crab), 4502 nucleotides long. RefSeq lists its product as uncharacterized. The transcript has 12 exons. The coding region runs from base 538 to 3789 and encodes 1083 amino acids. NCBI's taxonomy places the organism in Eukaryota, Metazoa, Arthropoda, Malacostraca, Decapoda, Portunidae. The record is from RefSeq and is a predicted model, not a curated record.
CACACACCACACAUACACACACAUACAGACAGACAGACAUGAGUGCUCAGAAGGGCCGGUAUUGAUGUGGUCAUGUGGUGGUGGUGGUGGCAGUGAUGGAUUUUUGGUGCAGUGUUGUAAAUUAAUUCCUACGAUUCAGUGUUUUUUUUAUUUUUCUUAGUGAUUAUCAAGGUUUAUAUGAGUUUUCUGGCUUAGUGAGACUUGCGGUGUUUCUUCCAUUGUGGUUCGGGUUUCAAGAGAAGAAAACAAGGGAGGAGUCAGAAGAGACCAACAAAUUUGCAAGCAGUACACAAGACACACCUCCCUCCACUGCCAUAAGAGAGUGAGGAGGAGAAAGAGAGGAAAAAAGAGAAGGAAAAGAUAGGAGGAGGAAGAAAACUAUUCUGAAGCACCAUACAAGGACCACUCCCUCCAUACAUCCUCCCAUACAAGAUACAGCAAGAAGAAACACAGAGCAAGAGAGUGGUGGUGGUGUAAGAAAGGAGAGAGAGAGCAAGAGUAGUCCUGGGAGCAGCCCCAUCCCAGGACACAGCAGCCAUGGGGAACGCCUGUCACGGCAAGGCAAAGGGGACUGAUGACUAUGACCUCCCUCCACCUAACAUCAUUACAACGUUUGGCCUUGAUGGGGACCCGACAGACCACAAGGAGCCCUCAGCUGUGAUACAAUGGGAGAAGCGACAGCAGGAACUCAACCAGGAAGUGAUGGAGAAGAUGAGGGAGGAGUUUCACAAUCGUCCCGACAACUUUAUCCUCAACCUCCUCAUUAGUUCUGUUCAGUUCUACUCCAAUUACAACAGAGAGAAAGCAGAGAUCAGAAACCACAUCAGAGAUAGAGAGAUAGCAUUUGACCGCAAGUUGGAGGCAUCAAAGAGGAAGGUGUUGUACAUGGGAGGGCACGAGGAGAUCUCCGGCACCCACGUGUUGUACCAGCCUAGGGAACACCCGUACAUGGAGGUGCCAACCCCAUUGCAGUUCUUCCUGGUGCACGACAACAUUGAUCUCUACCCAGAGACACAGUAUGAGGAGCUGCAGGAGCGACAGUAUACAGACCUGGAUGGCCCAGGCUACAGGUUCUGCACAGAGUACUCCAACAGACACCCAGGGUACGUGCGGCUGCGGUGUGUGGACAUCAUUCCCGGUGUGACACGCAGCAACACCUACGAGGACAUCUAUGGUUUCCUCAAGCCUGUGGACGAGUCAGAGCGGGAUCCAGUGGUGGAUCCCCGUCCACUACGCCGUGCCUCCCUCACCUCCCAGACUCCCAAUGGCCAGCUGCCCAACGGUGCGCUGCCCAACGGACGCCACUCCCUCUACUCAGACUUUGAGGAGAGUGAUGAUGAGGAGGCGCACCGCAGGUCUCCCCCGACAAGCCCAGAGAGUCCAGUGAGCAACCCCCUGCCGGCACAACUCAAGGCAAGGAGGCCGAGUGGGGUGCUGCCACAUAGCUACCCAGAAAGUGGUCAGCUCAGCCAGCUCAUCACCGCCAUGAGAGCCGUGGCAAAUGGCGAGAACAAGAGCCUGCCCAAUGGUGAUGUGGGUCAUGCAGCGCCUCGCCGACGCAGCCUCUCGGAGCGCAGGCCGAGUGGAGUAUUCCCUCGGGUGGGGCCAGAGAUGAGGCGCCUCAGACUCACCUCAGCACAGACUGACACCACCGACUCCAGGGCACUCUUGGCUCGGAGACUCACAUUAGUUGAGGAGGAGGAGGAAGAUGAGGAGGAAUACGAAAUCAGGGAGAAUGGAGAUACCUCAAGUUCAAGUAGUGAUACAGGACCAGCUGGCCUAGAACCUGGUGAGGUCCUGGAGGAGGUGGAGGAGGAGGAGGUAGUGAUGAGGAGCACAGGGCAUCCGGUGAAGCAGGAGACAAUCCUACAUGCACGCCUCAACGAAGGAUGCUUCAUCAAUCGCAACAUUAAGAUAAAGGACCCCUCUGACGCCUACGGGAUUUCCACCAAGACGGAGCGCAGGACGUACUUCUCCUCUGAGCGCCACAUGGAGUGCUUCGAGGAUGACUUUGAGGACGUAGCCAAGGUGUUGGGCAAGGAACACCUCCUCGACACCUCCCAGCGGCAAGGACCAGCAGUGUUGGCCAGUGAACUUAUGAUUGAAGAAAUUGGCCCUAAGUUUCAUGUGGAGUUCAUCCCGACUCUACUGCUGAAGGAGUGGCCGCAGUGUGCCUUCGAGUGGCGCAUGAGGGAACGGAGAGGCAAACUGGACCCUGAGGCAAAGGUUAUGUACAGGUGGCCAAAGGAAAUCAAUGUACAGGAGGCAUUACAAGCGGGGUGCAACCUGGUACCCAUCGGUCACUACAACCCCAAGGAGCCGAACAGAGUCAUGAAGAUUGAGUGGCAGAUACAGUUCAUCAAGGCAGAGCAGAUCCUCCUUCGCAGCCUGGGCCAUGUGCAGAUGCGUCUUCUCCUGUGGGUGGAGUACCUAUUAAGAGACCACCUGGAGGAUGUCCCUUGCCUGCAGAACCAACACCUGCGCUACAUUCUCUUCUGGAUGUGCGAGAAGAACUUCCGUGAUUGGCAGGAGCCUCGACUGGGCAUCAAAUUGAAGGCUUACCUCAAGACGCUUUACAACAGCCUGUCAAUGGAAUCUCUGCCACACUACUUUGUCAUGUCCUCCAAUAUGAUGAAGAGCAUUCCCGAGAAGUACAUUCGGCAAGCUCAGGCAACAGUCAAGAAGAUCAAGGAGAACCUGCCGAUCUAUGUAAUGCACACUAUGAACAGAAUGCGCUAUGCCUCAGACUUCUACCCUCGCCUCAAUGUCCGCAAGGUCUUCAAACUGGUCACCAUGGAGAGCUUUGGCCUGGAGCACAUCAACCCUACACUCCUUCAGCUAGCUGCAGAGGAAAACAAUAAGGAGGAAGAGAAUGACAAGGCCCUGCGCAGUGACUCAGAGGAUGAUGAUGGUGAUGCUGAGGAGAAGAGGAAGCUUCACGAGAUGCGGCGGAAGCGGAAGGAGCAAGUGGAGGCACAAAUAGCAAAGAGGAACAGCAUCAACAACACAAAGAAGCGGCCCUCCACCAUCCGUCUAGACUCCAAGGUGAAGCGCGUCAAGGACCUCAGAGCCGGACCAGUCCUUAGACUCUUUGCCAAACAUUUCCUGGCCAUGGCUCGGGCCUCAAACCGCAACCGAGCCUACCCCCAGGCCUAUAUGUACCUGCUCCUCACUGGCAACAUGGCCACACUGCUCGACGAGACUGGGAACAACGAGGAUGCCGUCUCGCUGCGCCGACAGGUGGAGCAACUUAAUGUGGCGUCACGAGGUGGAGUGAGGGACAUGUUAUCGUCAUCAUGGAGUGUCAACGAACAACACGACUUGGUGCCCAGUACCGCUCCACCCCGUGGCUCAAACUGGGAGCUCAACACACCACCACCUCAGCCCCCACCAGAACGAAACUCAGUGUUUGGCAUGGACCGCCUACACACCGCCCCAGCCUUACAGAACAUUGACCCCCAGAAGCACAGUAUUGCCACCAGGACACUCAGCAAUACAGACAGUGACAUGGACAUUAUAGAGCUCCCCAGUGACUCUCCAGCCUCCACUCUCCCUAACUCCCCACUCACUCCACCUGCUGAUCCUGCCCCAUUACCUGUGGAGCUCCCAACACCCCCUACAUCCCCACGAACUGACUCCCCAGAACUCAUGACACUGGAACACCCCAGCCACACAGGGAGUGAUGUGCCUGACACCCUCAUCUCCCCAACCUCCCCAAGCCCUGAACCAAACUUCCUCAGCUUGCGAGAGGAGGACACCGACGAAGAUGAUGAAUCCACUGACCUAUAGCCCCGGUGGAAAGUAAAUAGAUAAGUUAGAGGUGCUGUAGUAAGAGAUUGGAUUGACUGACUUGAAACUGGACUGACUGAUUUACAAGUGGCUGACUGAAAUUAAUUGGUUGUGUGGCUGUGGGAUGGAGUGAUUGACUGGUUGAGUGAGAUAUUAACAACUGACUAAUGAAGUAGCUGAGCAAGAACUGAACAGAUUGGUUUGACUGAUAAAAAGACUGACUGAAUGGCUUAGUGAUGGAUUAACAAACUUAAUGGCUGACUGAAAGACUAACAAAAUAGAACAAAAAAUAGAUCAACAUGGAUUAAUAAAAAAAAAUACUGGAGAUAGACUGACUGACUAUAAUUGAUGGACUGACUGAAUUGUUGACAGAUGGAUAGACAGACAGGACAGGAGGAGACAGGAGUGAUUGCUGGCUACAUUAAUGGGUUUAUGCUGGUCAUCCAUCAUAAAUUUAGAACAAGUGAUGUUUUUAAGACUUAUUCACCCAUCAAAGUGAAUGAACCGACUGUAAAUACCACAUUCAUAUAUAUACACAAAGAGUAUUUGACAAACAUCAUUACCUUGUGUACUGGCUCUGUCACUAUGCUUUGUAAAUAUCUAUGUAUGUCAAGUUGUAUCCUCAUUAUUGUGUAAGUUGUGUAUAUCUCUUGUCAUCUUUGAGUGUCGUGUAUUCAUUUAUCAAACUCCGUGCAUUAAAUUAUAUAGGACAA